Molecule: messenger RNA, 790 nt
Organism: Papaver somniferum (opium poppy)
Lineage: Eukaryota; Viridiplantae; Streptophyta; Magnoliopsida; Ranunculales; Papaveraceae
Product: subtilisin-like protease SBT2.3
Exons: 3
Coding region: 384-620 (78 amino acids)
Biological process (GO): proteolysis
Molecular function (GO): serine-type endopeptidase activity
Source: RefSeq, a predicted model, not a curated record
GACAAACCAAAACCUAAGUAUCAAACCUCCAACCAUUGAUUUCUUCUGCAACAAACCUAUAUUGCUUUUCUGCAGCGACAAAUCAUGGGUCUUCAUUAACAGAUCUCUCCCCGAUUCUGCAACAAACGGCUGGCAUACUCCUCUCUCCCCGAUUCUGCAACAGAGCACUAGGGUUGUUGUUGUUGUGGUUAAAUCAAAAGAUGUUGAGCGUGUGUGUUUGCGAAGGGCUUAGUUUUGAAUUCGGAAGCCUGGAAGAAAAAUCAUCCAAUCAACGUUCAACGUUUUAAACAUUAUGAGUGGUGAAUGGUUUAGGCAAUAUGGGGUUUUGUUGAGUUCGUUUUUUUUUUUGCAGGGAAAGAGAUAUGGCUUAGAUAUCAACGAAAAUGUCAUAUCUCAACCAACAGCGGAUUGUUGUGUACAAAGCACUCUACACAUUUGGAGGUUAUAUGUUUGAUGUCAUGGCUGCAGUUGACCAGGCAGCUGAAGAUGGAGUUAAUAUAUUUAGUCUAUCAAUUGGACCUUCAGGUGUACCUCCAGGAUCUGCUUCAUUUUUAAAUGUACUGGAGAUGGAGUUAUUGUUCGCUACAAGAGCUGGUGUUUUGGUUGUUCAAUUGACUUAGGCGACGGACGUAUACUGCUCCGGCUGCAGAUUUGGUAUGGCAUCAUAAUGAACCAGAAGGUUUCUUUAUACUAUUUAUGUUUGGCAUGAUUGUUGACAUAAUACCAGAGCUGAUCGAAAUCAAAUAUACAUCAGUUAUAUAUAGAAUAUAAGUAUCUUAACAUUUUUACC